AUCUGGCAACCCUGCUUCUAAGCGCUGCUUGACGUUAGCUUAGCAUCAGCUAAGAUUUUGGAGCUAAUGGAUUGCGUUAGACUGGGAAACAUUAUAUUUAAUGUAAAUGCGUUAAUAUUUCGAAAAGUUGAUUUUCUCUAACUGUAAUGGUAUCUCAGAAAGUCAGAACGCAGUCUUUUGUAGCACAGUUUUUCGACAUGGCUAGCUGACACAGCAGGAUAGUCGGCUAGCUUGUGUAUUGAAUCGGGCUAGAUUUGCUAACGAGUUGCUAACUGUAAAUAAAAAAUAAUAACAAUAAUAAUAAGGUUGCCUAGCAAUUAACUGCUAAUUUAUAAUAAACUGUUCUAUGAUUAUAUUGCUUGCGUGCGCUAAUUAGCCAGCUUGCUAGCUCACGAAGCUAGACAGUUAAUUAACGAAUUUUUGUGUUUAUUGUAUGCAGUAUGUUUUUAACAUAAUAUUUAUUCUCAGUAAAUUAUAUUGUAUUAAUGAGAUUAAACUGUUAUCCACUUUUGAAAGGCAUGCCUUAAUAAAAGAAAAAAAAAGAAAAAUGGUCACUGCAGCUGAAUCCCCUAAAGCUAGCCGGCUAAGCUAAGCUAGGCUAAGCUAAGCUAAGCUAAGCAUCCAUAAGGAAGAAGAGCUGCCAGUCGGAGCGGCGGAGCUUCAGAUGCUCGCGCUGAGCUGAUCACCGAGACUCUCGCGUUACUCCUGCUCCGAAAAGCUGGAUGAAAAUGGCUAAAAUUCAUAUCCAAGGAAACGGAUUGCAGGCUAAAGAUGGGAAAAGUCUGCGGGGCACGACGGAGAGUUUAGCCGGACAGGAAGGCGACUCUCUGGGCUCCGAGUUGGAGCUGAACGGCUUCCCCGAGACACAAGCGGAUAAAUACGGCUUCAUCGGCGGAUCUCAGCAGAGCACCGUGAACCCAGCCGAGGACAUCCCUCCUGACGUGCUGAGACAGAGAGAGGCUAAGUGGCUGGAGAUGCUGAACAGCUGGGAUAAAUGGAUGAGCAAGAAACACAAGAAGGUAAAACUGCGGUGUCAGAAGGGCGUUCCUCCAUCUUUGAGGGGUCGGGCCUGGCUCUAUCUGUCUGGAGGAAAGGUGAAAAGGGAGCAGAAUCUGGGCAGGUUCCAGGAACUGGACAGUGAAUGUGGAGACCCAAAAUGGGUGGAUGUGAUCGAGAAGGAUCUCCAUCGUCAGUUUCCCUUUCACGAGAUGUUUGCUGCACGAGGAGGCCAUGGGCAGCAGGAUCUGUUCAGAGUGUUGAAGGCUUACACACUUUACCGGCCAGAGGAGGGUUACUGCCAGGCUCAGGCUCCCAUCGCUGCUGUGCUGCUCAUGCAUAUGCCUGCUGAGGAUGCAUUUUGGAGUCUGGUGCAAAUCUGCGAGAAAUAUCUACCUGGCUAUUACAGUGCAGGCCUGGAGGCGAUCCAGCUGGACGGAGAGAUCCUGUUCUCUUUACUGAAGCGCGUGUCUCCCGUGGCUCAUCGGCACCUGAAGAAGCACAAGAUCGAUCCGGUGCUCUACAUGACCGAGUGGUUCAUGUGCGCCUUCUCUCGCACGCUGCCGUGGGCAUCAGUGCUGCGCGUCUGGGACAUGUUCUUCUGCGAGGGAGUCAGAGUCAUUUUCCGUGUGGGCCUGGUGCUUCUGAAGUGCAUGCUGGGAUCUCAAGAGAAGCUAAAGGCGUGUCAUGGUCAGUACGAGACGAUGGAGAGACUCCGGGCCGUAGAGCCACGCUACAUGCAGGAGGGCUUCCUCAUUAAAGAGAUUCUGGAAUUGCCGGUGUCUGAGAGAGACAUCGAGAAGGAGCAUCUCACCCAGCUGCGACGCUGGAAGGAAACUCAUGGAGAACUGCACUGCAAAUCUCCUCCCAGAAUGCACGGCGCUCGCGCUAUCAUGGCCGCUGAACCUCCCAGCCGACAGGACCUGCAGCAGAAACCCACCAUCAUCGUGGAGCCGGCACCGAUCAUCAACAGCUCUGAAGAUGAGAGAAAGAAGGAGGAGAAAAAGAAAAGCAAGGCGAAUAAAAAGAAGAGCAAGAACGACUCUUCACUCGACACAGCCGAUCAGGCCCAGGCACCGCAGGACCAGGCUUUACCCAGCCAAUCGCAGGCACUGCUAAAGGACACAAAUCUUCAUGCAUCCAAUCAGAGUCUGAGCAGUACAGAACAUGACACGUACCUGUAGGGUGCCACGUGUUGGUCGUCCCGACCUGUGAAUGUUUACUAACUGCGUCUGAAGUCUUCUGGCCCAAACGGCCCUCACUCAGGUUUCUGCAUCCGGUGUGAGUGGACUGCAGUUCCCAGAAUGCAUUGGGAGCAAAUGCUGGGGUUUUGUUUUCCUUUACACAUCACAUCCAUGUGCUUCAUGAAGGAAUUUGUAUGGGAGUUUUUUAUGUUCUCUUUUUAUCCUUAAGGACCAAGAAUGUGUGAAAGCCAUGUUACUUACCGUAUUUUCCAGAUUAUAAGGCUCAGUGUUUAACAGUGUUUUUGUUUAGUAAUCGUGAGAUUUUAGCAGUGGGACGGUACACUACCAUUAAAUCACUGCUAAGAUAACAUUGAAAAUCCAAGUGUUAUGCUAGCUACAGACAGCACUGACAUAGUGACCAUAAUCAGACGCACAAAAGCCACUUAAUAACUCUCAAAUACAGCAACACUAAUGAAAAAUUAACUAGACUAAACCAGCAGAAAGCAAUGUAGCCUCAUUUUUGAGACAACAUUCUGGACAAUGCCAGCUACAUCAAAGGUGCAGUUUGUAAUUUUAUACAGUGUUUCUAGACCUAAAAUAAUGAUAUAAUUUUAAAGAGAGCUUAGAGCAACUAUGACACAUAUAUUGAUUUUUCUUUUCCUAAGCAGACAAAAGGGAGAAUGGCUUAUAGUCUGGAAAAUGCGGUGCAUUUAUACAGACAUGCACACAGACUCUGAAACAUCACUGUGUGAUGGCGACAAAAAAAAAAAGGGCUGGAAUUUUCAUUAUCAGGCCCAUUUUAGCAGCUUAAUGUUGUCAUCUGUUGAGCAAAAUGAUGCUAAUGAACCAGCAUGGCUACUGUGGCACUUUUGUGUGCUGUAUAUUGGGAAAUGGCUGAGGCUUGAUAAACAGCUUAAUUAGCUGUAUCUGCUUUAGGUAUGUGUCGAUUUAUAUACUAUAAGAUUGUCAAUCAUUCCAUUUGGGAGGAGCCUAGGUAGCCAGCCGUUUUUUUUUUUUUUUUAAAGAAAAAAUCUGUCCUGUUUUUCUUACUUUGUUCUGCUGAGAGAAUGCAUUAACACAGAGGACAAACCUCUUGGCUUCGACUGAGGGACCAUUUGAUAGUAUCUAUAUUAAAUAAGGAAUAAAUCACUACAGGACAUGCUGUUUUUGCUGGUAAUGCCUCACACCACCUCGUUGUUUAUUAUUUUCCUAUAACACCAUGUCCUGGAGUGAUUGAUUCUUCUUAAACCACAGCAGUUUGCCAACACUAAAAACUUUUUAUUUAUUAAACAACAUCUCGUACUUUUUAUCCAUUUAUAGUUACUUUUAAUGUUGCAGAGAUGAGAAAACAAACUCGACACAUGACUUAUCUGCAUGUAAUUUUGGUUAAACCUGCUUAAAGGGCAUCAGGCUGUGUCAGUGCAAGUGUAUCUGCAUGCAGUUCAUAGGUUUUAACCACUAGGGGGUGCAGCAUGGCUUUCUAUGCCUUGACCUCCAGUUGAAGUAGGAAAUCAGAUACAAACAGUUUGAUUGUGUCCAAAACUCAUAGGGGCCAAUAUUUUCAAUGACAGGACCAAACAUGGCUGUUCUGUCACUUAGUCAGUCUGAUUUAGAAUCAAAUUAUGUUAAUUACAGAAAUGUAAAGCAUGCAAACAGAGGACUCAACACUCAUAGUCAGCAUCACAUGUAUAAAAUGUCAAGUUCAAUCCAACAUGAGCCGGCAUCUGAAGCCGAUACUGGCCCGGUACUCAGUACAAAUCAGUGCAUCCUUAAAAAAGAGACAGAAACCCAGAAGAUACACUGAUCUGGUGUCAGUAUUGGACCAUUAUCAGCCUGAAAAUUCUCUCUAUCAGCUCUGAUUUGUCAUAUUUCUGAUUGUAGUCUGAUCCACUAACACUUUUAUGACUUUUUUUAAAAAAAAAAAAUCUUUUCUUUUUAUGCAAAUCAAGCAGCUCAGUGAAGGGAUUGUUAAUCCCAUCUGAAGCUCUUUCUCUAAAUGAGAAAAACAGUGCCGAAGCCUCACACACAUGCACCUUUGAAACAGCUUCUGCAAUUAUUAAAUUAAAUAAAAAGAAACAUUUUGGAUUAGAACCAGGUUCUAUUAAAAAAAAGAGAAAACUACAGAUGUAGUCACACAAAGACUGACUGUGAAUGAGACAAGUGAGGGGCUCUCGUCAUGGAGGAAGUUUAUAGACUUGUGCCAAACUAAUAAGUAGGCCAGUCAUAUUUAACUUUUGGUUUUAGGUAAUGGAGCUAUUUCGAUUUUUGCCCAGGGCUGUAGGGAAAUUGUUAGAAAUUUACACCGAAAAGCAUUUCUUUUCUUCCAAAAGCAUUUCUUAGCCUCAGAAAACACAUGCGCUUCCAUUUUAACCAACACCAUUUCAAUCCACUCCAUGAGACUGCUCCAUGAGUGUAAAAACUAGAUAAAUUCCACAGAGAUUGAUUUAAAUCACACACUCACAUGUCUACUCGACAAUAAUGCAGUAACUGUACUGUCCUGUAUUUGCAGUACGAAGUGUUUGACGAUAAUGACACUCGCUAGAUAUGGAUAUAAACACAAAUAUGCGGUUUAUUCAUACCCCAGGAUCUCAUGUCACACAGUCAUGACGCUUUUGUGUCAUAUCUGACGUGAAUUCUAGAUAGGCAUGUGCCGAUGUUCAUUUUCAUAUCAUGAUAAAUUUGUUAUAUGAAUUUAUCAUGAUAUGAUCCACUAGAUGACUUUUAUCUAAACAAAACACAAGAGUAACAGUGAUUUUCCAGAAGAAAAAAAAAAAAUAUUAUGCAUGCUAAUUAUCUGAGGAGUAAAACACUUCAGGAUGUGCUGUUUUAGGAAAAUAAUCAACCUAUCACACCACCCCGAAGUUGAUUAUUCUCCUAUAACUGCAUGAAGUGUUUUAUUCCUCUUAUACCACAGGGAUUUGCCAACAACUACAUUUUAAUUUAUUAAAAAAAGCAACACAUAGUGCUUUUUAUCCAUUUAUAGUUGCGUUUAAUGGUGUGGAACGUCCCUGAAACAAAUUAGUUCCUGUUUUCACUUGUGUUAUAGCAGCUAUAAACAGUUGUUCCCCCACCAGCCUCACGUUUUUCCUCUCCCUUGAAGUUAGACAAAAAACACAGGUUGUUACUGAGAAAUCAGAAAUCUCAAAUCCCUCUGUUCCUGAAGACUUUCCCGUGGUGGAAAACCUCUAGUUACAGCUUUACCUCUGAACAUUACAAAGUGCUAACACUGGAGACUCCUUCCAAAACUGCAUCACCAUGUCAACAAUUACACGUUUUUCAAAAUCUGUUUAUGUGAAGCAAAUCCCUGUGAAUUAGCGAUUAGCUGUAAUUUCUGUCUUAAACUUAAAAAACUCUUAAAAACUUAAUCAACCCCUUCUGACCAGUCAGAUUUAAGACUUCAAGCACUGUCGUAUAAUUCAUAUAACGACACAUGAUUAUCGGCACAUGCCUAGUCCUAAGAUUCAGAUUGUUCGAAUAACAUAAACGUGUUUAGCCAAAAUGCACUAAUAUAAAUAUCAGGCUACGAGAAAGAACCGUUCUCACGUGAGGACGCCACUUCUUUCCCCUAAACCACUUCCUGUUUAAAGACAAUGAUUAGCUUUCAGAAUUAUCAGAUGCUGAAUACCAUUAAUAUGGAGAAAUUAAAAUGAGAGCAUCAUUAAAUGUUAAGAUGUUACUAGGAUUUGUUUUAAUGAUAAAUGUGAUUAUGGGAACUUGGGAGGAGUGCACACUUGGGAAAUCUUUCUUUUACAUGAAAGUGACAUUCCUGGGAGACUUUUACAACGCUCUGAUAAUCCAUGAACAUGAUGUGUGUGUGUGUUUGUGUAUGCACGUCUGUGUAUGUUUCUAAUCAUUUUUCUUUUGGAGUAGUGUUAAUGGGAAAUUCUUAAGUAGCAGUUUGUAUGAUGUUAUCUGUAGAUCCAUGUUCUGUGUGUGUGUGUGUGUGUGUGUGUGUGUGUGGAGCAUUGACUUUGUUAGACAGAUGUGGUUUGCACUUUGGUCUCAGUUUUUGCAUUUCUUUUACCAUUUAUGGAUAAACAGAACAUAUUUUCAUGAUAAAUCUAUUUUGCUUAUUGUAAAUAGCAUGACCAUAUUUGGACACUAUAGAUUUAUACAUUGGGAACAGAAAUGCACCUUGUCCAUCUUUAUCUAUAUUUAGCAUUUGAAUUUCUGAUUAAUGAAGAGAUGCUUAUAAUACUACAGGCUUUCUGUGUUCUUGUGUCUCAGCUCCAUUUAGAGACAAUUGUGUGAUGAAUCUGUUGAGCUCAGUACACACAGGUAAGAACACGAACACUGCGCACUGUGUAUUACUUCUUGCCAUCAUGUCCACACAGCUUGUAGCUACACUUAUUGGCCAUUCUAUCAGCUACACGUGAAAUACAGAUCAUUUUGUAGGUGUACAGUUACUCACUGGAGUUUGUCGGUUGCCUUGCAUAUGUAUUUGCACCCCUUCUACCCUGUAUAUCAAUGGAACAAGCUCAGAUAUUAUGUGAGUGGUGUUGAUAUGAGUGUAUACAAGGCAGUGGUUACACUAAUGAAGGCUAGAGGAUGAUGAACACACACUGUGCAGGGAAAAGAAUGGGAUCUAGUCACUAACUGUACACUUACAAUCUGUACGAACAAAGUAACCGUAUGUAAUAAAGUGCCGUAAGUUUAUUUUUUUACUUCUUUUCACAUCGUCAAAUUGUGCCGUUUUAUUUCCCCCCUCUCUGUAUCAUUCAGAGCCGAUGCAUGCCGUGUCUCUGUGUCGUUACGGAAUCAGGCAGGAAAGAAAGAGAGAUUGAGAGAGGGAUGGGAGAGGUGAAAGAGUGUUCUGUGUGGAUCGUCCUCCCCCGGACACCUGGUCCUCUCACACUCUUUAGGCUCCAUGUCAAGAUUUGCAUCUGAACGGUGCUGGCAUUCUCCUCUCUCCCUGUCUCUCUCUUUGUCUUCUAUCUCUCUCCUUUCCCAGCAUUUCGCUGCAUCCUUCAGCGGAUGUGACACACACACACACACACACACACACACACACACACACACACACACACACACACACACACACACGCUGCUACCUUUUAUGUGCAUGCAGCAAUCAGCCUGCUAAUGGUCUAAUACCUCAUACUAAGUAUGUCAUUAUUAAUACAUCACAGUCAUAACAUUAAUAGUUACUAAUUAAAACUUUAUUAAUAUUAAAAAUAUUAUGUGACAAUAAUAAUGUAUAAUAAUAACAAAAGGCAACAAACCAGGCAGAACUUCAGCUGUAUAACAUGGAUGAAGGAAUAAAGACAUCAAAUAUAAA
This is a messenger RNA of Pangasianodon hypophthalmus (striped catfish), 7458 nucleotides long. It is a transcript of the gene tbc1d10ab, whose product is annotated as TBC1 domain family, member 10Ab. The transcript is spliced from 9 exons. NCBI's taxonomy places the organism in Eukaryota, Metazoa, Chordata, Actinopteri, Siluriformes, Pangasiidae. The record is from RefSeq and is a predicted model, not a curated record. Bases 723 to 2180 code for a protein of 485 amino acids.